CAAUCAAACCGCAGAGUCUAAUUUUGUCGGCACCGAUUUUCGACCAAUGGUGUUGUGCGGAAACAAGUGCGAAAUUUGUAUUUGUGUGUCCAGCGACUCUUUUCACGGAGCUGCGAUAUCCAAUAAGAUGAUGGAUGCAUUGUCAGUGGUGUCUCAGCUGCGGGACCUGGCAUCUGAGCCCCAGAAUCGAGAGGCCAUAGUCCAGGACCAGGGCUGUUUACCAGGCCUUGUGCUGUUUCUAGACCACAAAGAUCCUCAAGUAGUUUUUGCCACUCUGCAGACCUUGAGGUACCUUGCAGAAUCGUCCCAAAACAUUAACAUCAUGAAGAAUGAGCUUGGCAUGAUGGUAACCCUAGAGUCACUCAUCGAAAAUACGGCAAUGACUAGCGACAUAACAGAUCUCGCUAAAGAGGUGCAUGGUGUGUUGAGUGCCAUGGAUACUUUCAGAACUCCAGAGCAGCCAAGGAGGAAGAAUAAACAUCAGUUCUUCAUCAACAGCUCCAAUAAAAAGGCCAAGUCUGUCACUUUGCACAUACAGGGUUUGGAUGGAAAUGAUCAGAGAGGGGUGUGUGAGGACGCUCUUUUGAAGGUUAAAGGGGUGAUUAGCUUCACAUUCCAAAUGGCACUGAAGAGGUGCACAGUGCGUGUGCGUGCAGAUCUGCCCACUGAGAGUCUGGCCUCAGCCAUUGCCUCCACUAAAGUGCUUUCAGCUCAGCAAGUGGUAAAGAAUGAGAGUGGAGAGGAGGUUUUCAUCCCGCUCAGCACUACCGGCAUGAAGGUAGAGCAGAAUUCCCAGAUUCCAGAUUAUCUUCCUGAAGAUGAAAGUCCAGAAAAGGAGCUGGACCGCGCUGUCUCUCGCACUGCAGCCAAACAGGAGUCAGGUGGAAGCUGGUUAAACACAGCUGCUAGUUUUCUCACUAAAACCUUCUAUUGGUGAAUCUGUUGAUGAUGGUGUUGUCAUAUGUAAAUAUCUGAACCACAGCAGGGAGGUGUUUAUUAAAGCUGGAUAACUAAGCCAAAUGUUAAACCUGUUAAAACAAAAAAGGAGCCUGUUGGUAGUUUCAUUUGCUGAUGUUUUUCAACAUUUAUCUUAAUUUUAUGAUUAGCAGGUAAUCCUGCUGCAUGAGAAAUCCACCAGGACUCUCAAGCAAAUGAAAUGUAAUUUAUGAAGUACUUUGAUGGCAACACAAAUGCCAAGCAGAUCUACUUUGUUUGGAAAGUGUAAAUAUGAAGUGGCACUGUAAUGUCCACCACUAAGACACUUCUUUCAUGGCUUUGGAAAUGCUUCUUUCACACCUUUUGUUUGUUUAACAUCUCAGUGUUCCAGUUUUCUUCUUUCUGUUGUGUUAAAGUUUGUCUUUGUGUAUAUGACUGUUUCUGUUGUCCUGUUCACUUGAUCAGCUGUGUACAUAUGGUCAUAUUGAUUUAUUUUAUGUGGCAGAGUUGAUUCUGUCUCAAAGAAAUGUUUGUAAUAAAGAACAUGAAAAUAA
Messenger RNA from Astyanax mexicanus (Mexican tetra), 1490 nucleotides. It is a transcript of the gene armc1l, whose product is annotated as armadillo repeat containing 1, like. Lineage: Eukaryota; Metazoa; Chordata; Actinopteri; Characiformes; Acestrorhamphidae. Gene Ontology annotation, molecular function: metal ion binding; protein binding. The record is from RefSeq and is a predicted model, not a curated record. The transcript is spliced from 7 exons. The coding region runs from base 47 to 937 and encodes 296 amino acids.